AUGGCGAAGCAGGUACGACGGAGAAAUCACCAGCGGCAUUUCUCCAGUCAGGAUGUGAUGGCUAGUGAGCCAGACUUCUCGUUCUCGAAUGCGGGUUCUCACGUGCCGUUGAUAUUCAAUCCAGUGGAUAAGAGUGAUGACGAGGACAGUCUUUAUUAUAGAGACCCCUCCGUAGACUCCACUGGAAACUGGUUCAGUCGUACACGCGAUACGCUUCGUGGAGAUAUCUCUUCUAUAUGUCUUCUACUAUUCCUCUACUUAUUGCAGGGUGUGCCGCUUGGAAUAAUUGCUGCUAUUCCCUUAGUAUUACAAGGAAAGCAUGUUUCUUAUGGGCAACAAGCAGUGUUCUCCUUUGCUUAUUGGCCGUUUAGCUUGAAGCUCUUAUGGGCACCUAUAGUCGAUUCAGUCUACUGGCGACGUAUUGGUCGACGGAAAUCGUGGAUGGUUCCUUGUCAGUAUCUCAUUGGAAUGUUUAUGCUUCUCCUGUCGUUCAGGGUUUCAUACAUCAUGGGAGAUGGAACAGGUAAAUCCGGCCCUAACGUUUUCGUCCUCAUGCUGUUGUUUUUACCAUUGAAUUUUCUCGCUGCAACUCAGGAUAUUGCUGUGGAUGGUUGGGCUUUAACCAUUCUAUCAAGGAAAAAUGUCGGUUAUGCAUCAACUUGCAAUGCCGUUGGUCAAACGACGGGAUAUUUUCUAGGAAACGUAGUAUUUUUGUCGUUGGAAUCGGCUGAUUUUGCGAACACAUUUCUUCGGUCGGCUUAUAAUCAAAAGCCUUAUGGUAUAGUUGACCUAUCAGGAUUCCUUUUCUUCUGGGGUUGGGUCUUCAUUGUGUCCACUACACUGGUUUUGAUUUUCAAGAAGGAGGUAGAUAAAUCUGUAGAAAUUUCGUCAGGAAACAGCAUCGGUGAUGAGAACGAACUCGAGCUCGGUAUAGUAGAGACUUAUAGUGUCCUCUGGAAAAUUCUCAAGCUGAAACCUAUGGUUUACAUGCUUAUUAUUCUGCUUACUGGAAAGAUUGCCUUCGCAGCUACAGAUGGAAUUACUGGCUUGAAGCUCAUUGAAAUCGGUAUACCGAAAGACAGGCUAGCGAGUAUUGGACUGUUUUUGACUCCGUUGCAAAUUAUGCUACCAUGGGUGAUUGGCAAAUGGACCGCCGGGCCGCGCCCUCUCAACAUUUUUUUGAUGGCAUAUCCCUAUCGAUUGUUUGUGGGAGGGAUCUUCGCCGCCCUUGUCUACUUCACACCAUCAUUUAAACAUGAUUCGGGUAGAUUUGGUAAGACUGUAUACGUUGUGUGGAUUUUGGCGUAUCUCUUCCACCAAGUGGCUUCUUACUGCAUGUUUGUUUCGAUGAUGGCAUUCAAUGCACAAGUGUCUGAUCCUCGAAUCGGAGGUACCUAUAUGACAAUGCUGAACACGCUGAGCAAUCUUGGUGGUAAUUGGCCUGUGACUCUCAUUCUAUCGAUAACCGAUUGGUUUUCAUUUAAAGACUGCGUUGUCAAAGGGACAAAACAGGUUCUCUAUGCAUGCAACACGAAAGAUCUCGCGGAUAAAUGUACAGCUGCAGGUGAUGUUUGUGAGGUUGCCAUUGACGGCUAUUACAUUUCCGUUGCUAUGUGUUCUAUCAUUGGUCUACUAUGGUAUAAACUGCUAUUUAAUAAGAUUAAAUAUCUUCAAAAGAUUCCUCGAAAAGACUGGAGUAUCAUCAAGAAGUGA
This is a messenger RNA of Angiostrongylus costaricensis, 1713 nucleotides long. The record is from the annotation of a GenBank genome assembly. NCBI's taxonomy places the organism in Eukaryota, Metazoa, Nematoda, Chromadorea, Rhabditida, Metastrongylidae.